AUGCAGACGCGACUCCUGGAGUUACCACUCCUGGACGACGCCGUGAAGGCAGCGCUCGCGAUGAAAGCUGUCGCCAAUGACGCCGGCGAAAUUGCACUUCUCAAGCGAGGCGGCAGUGUCGGGAUCUGCGGGGAUUUCAAGGUUAGCAUCAACCCCGUUGCUACCAUCGAGAAGUACCGCUGCCCCGGAUUGAAGAUCUUUGGUCAGCGUUGUCCAGUGAACAGAAGUUCACGAAGCUCAACCUCAGAGCAGCUGGUGCUUCAGGAUACCUCCCCGUAUGUCACAAUAUCGUCAAUUUUGGGCCUCUUCAAAUACACGCGCUUACCGUUUGGCGUGGCCUCAGCCCCGGCCAUUUUUCACAGGGAGAUGGACAACCUCUUCAGGGGCAUGUGGCACGUGGUGGUGUACUUGGACGACAUCCAGGUUAUUGGCAGCGACGACGGAGACCACCUGAUGAACCUGCAAAACAUCCUGGCAUGA
This is a messenger RNA of Dermacentor andersoni, 480 nucleotides long. Lineage: Eukaryota; Metazoa; Arthropoda; Arachnida; Ixodida; Ixodidae. The record is from RefSeq and is a predicted model, not a curated record.